Messenger RNA from Pelecanus crispus (Dalmatian pelican), 1463 nucleotides. The record is from RefSeq and is a predicted model, not a curated record. NCBI's taxonomy places the organism in Eukaryota, Metazoa, Chordata, Aves, Pelecaniformes, Pelecanidae.
UAUCCAUCAGUUGGUGGACGAGUGAGUCGGGAGUUAAAUUACACACGGCAGAAGAUUGGAGAAGAGGCCAUGUUUAACCCCCAGCUCAUGAUCCAGACUCCACAGGAAGAUGGUGCUAAUGUACUAACAACAGAAGCACUCCGACAGCACCUUGACUCUGCGCUUCAGGCCAGCAGAGUACAUGUCUAUAUGUACAACAGACAGUGGAAAUUGGAACAUUUGUGUUAUAAAUCAGGAGAACUCAUCACAGAAGCAGGUUACAUGGACCAGAUCAUAGAAUAUCUUUAUCCUUGCUUAAUUAUCACUCCUUUGGACUGCUUCUGGGAGGGAGCAAAGCUACAGUCAGGAACUGCCUAUCUAUUAGGGAAGCCUCCUUUGCAGUGGAUCAACUUUGACCCCUUAGAAUUCUUGGAAGAGUUAAAGAAAAUAAACUACCAAGUGGAGAGCUGGGAAGAAAUGCUGAAUAAAGCGGAGGUUGGUCAUGGUUAUAUGGAUCGACCCUGCCUGAAUCCUGCUGAUCCUGAUUGCCCAAUCACAGCUCCCAAUAAAAAUUCCACCAAACCUCUUGAUAUAGCCCUUGUUUUGAGUGGUGGAUGCUAUGGACUGUCAAGAAAAUAUAUGCAUUGGCAGGAGGAGUUGAUUAUAGGUGGUACAGUCAAGAACAGUUCUGGCAAACUUGUCAGUGCCCAAGCUUUGCAAACCAUGUUUCAGUUAAUGACUCCUAAGCAAAUGUAUGAGCACUUCAAGGGGUAUGAAUAUGUUUCACAUAUCAACUGGAAUGAGGAUAAGGCAGCAGCAAUUCUGGAAGCCUGGCAGAGGAUGUAUGUUGAGGUUGUUCAUCAAAGUGUCGCACAAAACUCUACUCAGAAGGUGCUUUCCUUUACUACAACCACCCUGGAUGACAUCCUAAAGUCAUUUUCUGAUGUCAGUGUUAUCAGAGUAGCUAGUGGCUACUUACUAAUGCUUGCCUACGCCUGUUUAACAAUGCUGCGGUGGGACUGUGCCAAGUCUCAGGGUGCCGUGGGGCUGGCAGGAGUCUUGUUGGUUGCACUCUCAGUGGCUGCAGGAUUGGGCCUGUGCUCAUUGAUUGGAAUUUCCUUUAAUGCUGCCACAACUCAGGUUUUGCCUUUUCUUGCUCUUGGAGUUGGUGUAGAUGAUGUUUUCCUUCUGGCACAUGCAUUUAGCGAAACAGGGCAGAAUAAGAGAAUUCCAUUCGAGGACAGAACAGGUGAAUGUUUGAAGCGAACAGGAGCAAGUGUAGCCCUUACAUCUAUCAGCAAUGUUACUGCUUUCUUUAUGGCUGCCUUAAUCCCUAUUCCUGCUUUACGAGCAUUUUCACUCCAAGCAGCAGUGGUGGUGGUAUUCAACUUUGCUAUGGUUCUGCUGAUUUUUCCUGCUAUCCUGAGCAUGGACCUUUAUCGUCGGGAAGACAGGAGACUGGAUAUAUUCUGCUGUUUUACAAG